Messenger RNA from Dimorphilus gyrociliatus, 650 nucleotides. NCBI's taxonomy places the organism in Eukaryota, Metazoa, Annelida, Polychaeta, Dinophilidae. The record is from the annotation of a GenBank genome assembly.
AUUUAGGUUAUUUUCAACCUUAAUAUUGCGCGUAACGGAUAAUCUUGUACGUUUUUAUUCCUUCAUUUAUUUCUUAUUUUUACUUAUUUACUAUUAUAUUCUAUUUUUUCUCUCUUUCUUUCUUUCUAUAAUUAUUUCUCUAUCUUUCUCUCUCUCUCUCUCUCUUUCUUAUUAAUUUCCAUUUUUCAUUUUCAUUUUUUCAAGGAGAUUAACCGAUCAAAGAUUGAAUGAUGCUGAAAUGCGUUAGAAUAUCUAUUCCUUCUACGGAACACGCUAGCUAUAUCCAAAAAAUAUUGGGAGAGGGUAUCAAUUUGAGUGGUGUGACGACUUGCGGAGUUUACAAGUCGUAUAUAGGAUAUUUUAAGAAUGAGCUUUCCCUUUUUUCGUACGUUGAUGAGGAGAUUGAAGAUAUUUUCAGGUCAACUGUUCAUAGGCUAGUAGCCAAGUUUGACGAACGUAAUAUUGAAUAUGUUGGUAAUAUACCAUCUUCGCACAUCACUACCGUUUUGGAUGUUUGCUUAUGGUUCACUAAAUACGGAGUAAAAUUUUCCCCAAUGCCGGAUAUGGACAAGCUAUACAUUGAAGGGCCAGAGGAGAUUGUUCAAAUUUUGAAUUCCAUAAUAAAACGUGGAAUUGUUGGCGAAGAUUAG